Molecule: messenger RNA, 276 nt
Organism: Puccinia triticina
Lineage: Eukaryota; Fungi; Basidiomycota; Pucciniomycetes; Pucciniales; Pucciniaceae
Exons: 3
Coding region: 1-276 (91 amino acids)
Source: RefSeq, a predicted model, not a curated record
AUGGCCGCACCCCCAAUGGACCACAAUGGCAUGUCCGGAAUUUCGAUGGAGCCAAUGUCCCAACCUAAACCAGAACAUAGUGACAUGGGAAUGAUGAUGAACACGGUUUUCGUACCCGGUACAACCACUCUGUUGGGCGCCCUUAGGCUUCGUCACCAAGCUCAUCUGGCGUGGUUGAUGUCCAAAUGGCACAACAGCGGGCUCACCACUCACCACACAAUUGACAAGCCCAGCAACAACCCAACAACUCAAGCCAGCUCCUUCCGACCCACUUGA